Molecule: messenger RNA, 3704 nt
Organism: Cynoglossus semilaevis (tongue sole)
Lineage: Eukaryota; Metazoa; Chordata; Actinopteri; Pleuronectiformes; Cynoglossidae
Gene: iars2
Product: isoleucyl-tRNA synthetase 2, mitochondrial
Biological process (GO): isoleucyl-tRNA aminoacylation; mitochondrial translation
Cellular component (GO): mitochondrion
Molecular function (GO): aminoacyl-tRNA deacylase activity; tRNA binding; ATP binding
Source: RefSeq, a predicted model, not a curated record
AAACACGGUGCUCCCAGAGGGCGGAACUGAACGGCGCGACACCUCCGUACUGUAACAUUGAGAAACGACACACAUCGGUGUGUGUUUUUGUCCGUUUUACCGUUUCUGUUGUGGCCGCAGCGCUGCGUCUCUUCUCCAUGCUGCUGCUGCGCCGUGUUCCGGCAGUGAGCCGUGCGUUAGCGGGGUGGGGGCGGGGGUCACAGGGGGUAGGCGGCCUGCUUCAGCCCGCUGUCUCCUUCAGCAGCAGCCGCCGUCAUGGUGUCAGUUCGGACGGAGGCAGCACUCGGCCGUCAGAGGGGUCUGCUCCCGGGGGACUGUACCGAGACACGGUGCUCCUUCCACAGACGACGUUCCCCAUGAAGCUGACCGGACAGAAGCAGCUGGACCGGGAGCUGCACAUCCAGCAGGAGUGUAGAUUUGCUGACCUUUAUUCCUGGCAAAGGGAGAGGAAAGCUAAGAAGGAGUUCUGUCUCCACGACGGGCCCCCGUAUGCCAAUGGAGACCCCCACGUUGGACAUGCCCUCAACAAGAUCAUCAAGGACAUCCGUAACCGGUUCGAGAUGCUGCGGGGCCGGCAGGUCCACUACGUCCCCGGCUGGGACUGCCACGGCCUGCCCAUUGAGCUGAAGGCUCUUGGGGAGCUGGGCACCAGCGGGCUGAGUCCACUGCAGAUCAGACAGAAAGCCCGGGAGUUCGCCCAGAAGGCCAUCGCCCGUCAGAAGGCCGCCUUCCAGCGCUGGGGCGUCAUGGCCGACUGGGACCGGUGCUACCACACCUUCGAUGGAUCCUAUGAGGCCGCUCAGCUUAAAGUCUUUCAGGAAAUGCACAGCAAGGGCUUCAUCUAUCGGGACUACAAACCUGUGUUCUGGUCUCCGUCGUCAAGAACGGCCUUGGCUGAAGCAGAGUUGGAGUACGACCCCCACCAUGUCAGCAGGGCAGUUUAUGUCACUUUCCCCCUCAUCAAACUGCCCCCACAGAUGGAUGACUCCAAGCUGUCAGGAACAGAGAGUGUUUCUGUGUUGGUGUGGACCACACAGCCGUGGACCAUCCCUGCCAACCAGGCCGUGUGCUUUAUGCCCAAUGCCCAGUACUCGGUGGUGAAGAGAGCAGACAACUCUCAGCUCCUCCUAGUGGCCACUGAAUGCACAGCUGCUGUAGCAGCUCUACUCGGCACACGGCUGGAGGGUGUGAUGACCUUCACAGGCUCUGAUCUUAAAGGUGGAACGUGCAAACAUCCCACGAUCCCUGACAAGGAAGUGCCGUUACUGCCAGCCAACCAUGUGACUAUGGCCAAGGGGACGGGGUUGGUCCACAUCGCCCCGGCUCACGGCAUGGACGACUACAGUGUGGCGUCAAACUUUAAUCUGACUGUGGAUUGUUUGGUGGACGAGGAAGGAAGGUUCACAGAAGCUGCAGGUCCUGACCUCCAGGAUCUGUCUGUGAUGACGGACGGCACUGACAGAGUCAUUUCCAUGCUGGAGGACUGUGGGUCUCUGCUGAAGGAGGAGACGUGGACACACAGUUACCCAGUGGACUGGAGGACCAAACAGCCGGUCGUCAUCAGGCCCAGUAAACAGUGGUUCAUCAACACGGCAUCACUGAAAGACAAAGCCAAGGAUGCUCUGCAGAAGGUCAACGUGUUGCCUCAGUCAGCCAAGAGCAGCAUGUUGUCCAUGCUGGACAGACGGACGUACUGGUGCGUCUCCAGACAGCGCAGCUGGGGUGUCCCCAUCCCCGUCUUCUACCACAGAGAGACAGGAGAGCCUCUGAUCACAGAACACACAGUGUCCCAUAUAGCACAGCUCUUUAAGGAAAAAGGCAGCGACUGUUGGUGGGAGCUCCCCAUUGAGACUCUGCUGCCCCCGCAGGUGGUGAAGAAGAGUAAAGCAGGAGCAGCGGCGGACUACGUCCGUGGAGAGGAGGUGCUGGACAUCUGGUUUGACAGUGGAGCGUCGUGGGCUGCGGUGUUAGAAGAGUCCGACUCCAGGGCCGACGCCUACGUGGAAGGAAAAGACCAGAUCGGAGGCUGGUUCCAGUCCUCGCUGCUCACUAGUGUCGCAGUUCGGAACAAAGCUCCGUACAAGUCACUGGUGGUCCACGGCUUCACGGUCAGUGAGAAGGGGGAGAAGAUGUCCAAGUCGGUGGGCAACGUGGUGGAUCCAGACACGGUGAUCAACGGAGGACAGGACCUGCCGGCGUACGGGGCAGACGUCCUGCGUUGGUGGGUUGCAGAGUCCAACAUCUUCUCUGAGGUCCAGAUCGGUCCCGGUUCCCUCGACUCAGCCAGAGAGAACAUCGGCAAAUUACGGAACACUCUGCGGUUCCUGCUCGGUAACCUGCACCGCUUCGACCCGCCCUCCCAGGCUGUGGACUCCAAGGACAUGUACUACAUCGACCAGUACAUGUUACACCAGCUGCGUGACUACAGCAUGAAGGUCACAGACGCCUACAGUGAGUUCGAUGCCGGCAGGGUCGUCCGUCUCCUGCAGACCUUCAUCACCAGAGACCUGUCCAGUUUUUACUUCAGCAUCAUCAAGGACAGGUUGUACUGCGAUCCAGAAGACUCUGUGGGCAGGAGGUCCUGUCAGACCGUCCUGGAGGAGAUCCUGGACGGAGUCACCAGGUCUAUUGCCCCCAUCCUGCCCCACCUGGCUGAGGAGGUUUACCUUCAUGCACCCGGACAUGACGAGGGAGAGACUCUGUUCAGGAGCGGCUGGAUUAAGAGCAGCUCCGUGUGGCAGAGGCCGGGACUGCAGGAGGCCGUGGAGGGGGCGUGUGCCAUCAGAGACUCCUUCCUGUCUUCUAUCCCUGGGAAAAACUCUGCUCAGUACGACCUCACUGUCGCCAUCGAACCUGGUCUGCUGUUUGAACUGAUGGAGUCUCUCCAGGAGGAGCCCACCUCCACCUCCUCUCAGUUGGCUGAACUGAUGAUGGCCGCACGAGUCAACCUGACCAGUGAACUCCCCCGGGAUCUGCCCUCAGAUGCCCUACUGCACCACGGCACCUUCCUCAUCAACCUGGAGGGUAUCAUCCGUGAGGACAGUCCCUACAGUAUAGCCGUGGUUCCCACCACUGCCGCCCGCUGUCCGCGGUGCCGACGCUUCACCGCUGAGUCGGUGGACUGUCUGUGCCCGCGCUGCCACUCCGUCCUGUCCCAGAGCCACUGACGCGGCUGACGUCAGACACGGCGUCUGUUUGCUGAAGCUCCGUUAACGUGACCGUAGACCAAGGAUCGAUUCUGUAUGUCGUCAGCAUCAGAGGGCGGGAGAUCUGACUCCAGGUUGGGGGGGUGGGGGGUGCAGUGUAAACGACCCUCUGUUGGAGAACUGACGCCGAGUCACUCCAGGUCACGUGGUCGCGACAGGAAGUUAAUGUCUUUGAUUAUGUACCAGAGGAAAUGUUUACUGUGUAUUACUGCAAACUCAAAUACUUCACAAAAAAAACAUCCUUGAAUUGAUUUCAUUUUGUUGAUUUCCACUGGGGGGCAGCAGACCGACAGCUGUCUGUCAGUGAGGGCUAAUCUGAUCACGUGAUCGACGGGAACAAACCUUUACGUCACUGUAAUCAUGUUGCUGUCUUGUCUUUAUUUGGGUCUACAGUGAGACCAGGUCUACAGUGAGACCGGGUCUACAGUGAGACCGGGUCUACAGUGAGACCAGUACAGCUCUGUCUGUCUAUAAAUAAAAUUCUUGUUUGUUUAUCGA